This is a messenger RNA of Solenopsis invicta (red fire ant), 1073 nucleotides long. RefSeq lists its product as uncharacterized. The record is from RefSeq and is a predicted model, not a curated record. Lineage: Eukaryota; Metazoa; Arthropoda; Insecta; Hymenoptera; Formicidae. The transcript is spliced from 2 exons.
UAUUGAUAAAAUAUGUAAUAUAAGCACUUUAUGUUCACUUUUUACGGUUUUGUUUUCUUUUAGAAUACAUAUAAUGUACUCAUUAAUUGAAUUUCCAAUGGACGACGGACAGAAACCUGAAGUUGAGGUUGUUCCUAAUAUUUGGUUGGAAAAUAAAGAUGAAUCAUAGAAUUGUUUUUGACCCCAAGCAAUAUCGACAAUACAAAUUCGUAAAGCUAUCGAAAAAUGUCAUUCACCACAAGUAAAUUGGCUAAAAUUUAAAUGCAGAGUAUUACGUACAUAUGAUUCUUAUGAUGAUGCAAGGAAGCGAUUAGUAGAUGCUGAAUUUACAUCUACUUUAGAAACUAAUGCAGAGCAACAUACAUACAACCAGCGACCAAAACGAAAAUUGAGGAAAACUUCUCAUAUUUAUUCCGAUUCCUCAGAGUCUGAUAAAAAUGAAGAAACAGCACACGAUAAAAUUCCAUCACUUCCUAUGUUAGGAACGCCAACAAAAAAUAAUAAUAUCUUACUGAAAAGACCUAUAAUCACUCCUUCCAAACCAUCAACAUCGACAACUGUCAGUGCUUCAAAACGUACAUCUGCUACAAUUAAUUCUCAAAGGUUUUCAGAAAAACUAGUUAAUUCUUCGCAAAAUAUAGUCAAAACUACAAUGACCACUUCGGAGUUUGACGAAUCAAGUAAGAUAUUAAUUUUGUGUUUAUAAAGCUAUUACAAUAACAAUAAUUAUUUAUAAAAAAACAUAACUUACCGAUAACAUUGAGACAUAUUAUUCAGAAUGACAUCUUAAAUUUCACUUUUAUUUAUGUGUAAGUCUCUUUUCUUACCGAUUUUGGCUUUAAUUAAUUAAUUGUUCACUUUUAACAUAGGUUCGUUAAUCAUCAUAUUUUGUUCUCUACGUAUUGCAAGAUUUAGCACUUAUUAUUUAACUUCUUUAUAUAUUAGUAUUUUCUGUCUUUCUUAAUUUUUUUUAUAUUUCUGGAAUCAAAAAUGGCUUCUAUACAUAUAAUUAAACACUAUCUCAAGACUAUGCUCUUUUCUUGAAAAACAAAAUCAUCAACAACAAAGUAAUC